CGUUCACCUCACCACUCAAUAUAUUCAUCAUGGACUCUCGCAUCCCCAACAUGUCCGACCACGCCCUAAUCGGGCUGGCCUCACAGCUCCCCCUCAACGCGCCGUCUCCCAUCAUCUCCAUCAGCCCCAUCAUCCUGCCCAUGCCCUCACGCAUCACCGACCUCCACCUCAAACUCACCCUCCCGGUGCCCAACACCAACCCCAGCACCCCCCACCCCAUCAUCCUCCUCUCUCACGGCCACGGCGCAUCCAACAACCUCUCCUCCAUGCACGGCUACACCCCCCUGGCCAACUUCUGGGCCACCCACGGCUUCGCCGUCAUCCAACCCACCCACCUCGCCAGCAAAUCCCUCAACCUCCAAUCCGAGAAAUCCCCCACAGACCCCCUCUUCUGGCGCUCCCGCAUCACCGACAUGAGCACCAUAAUUGACCGUCUACCUGAGAUCGAAUCUUCAUACCCGGCCCUCCUUCAUGGCCGUCUCGACCACACCCGGAUCGCCGUCGCCGGCCACUCUCUAGGCGGACACACAGCGGGGAUGCUCCUGGGUGGAACGCUCCUCGACCCAGAGACCAACCACUCCCUCAUAAACCUAUCCGACCCCCUCAUCAAAGCAGGGAUAUUACUCGCUGCUCCCGGGAACGGAAACAGCGGGGAGGGGUUAUCGAAGAUGGUUGUGGAGAGGUUUGGUUUUCUGAAGGAUUAUAGUCUCAGGGAGGUGGAGAGGGCGAUGUUGGUGGUGGUGGGGGAUUGUGAUGAUGCGCCGCAUCUGACGAGUCGGGGGGCGGAGUGGUAUGCGGAUGGGUUUUGGGGGAGUAAAGGGGUACAGGAGGGUGGGGAGGAGAAGGUGCUUUUGACGUUGUUUGGGGGAAGGCAUUGUUUGGGAGGUGUGUCGGGGUUUGAUGCUGCGGAGGCGAGGGAGGAGGAGAGUCCGGAGAGGGUGGCGGUGGUGCAGAGGUUGAGUUGGGCGUGGCUGAGGGCGAGAUUAUGUGGGGAGGAGGAGGUUUGGGAGGAGGCGUGUAGAGUGUUUGGGGGUUGGAGAGGGUGGGCAGAGUGGAGAGGAAGUAGUUGUUAUAGAGUAUACAUAUAG
This is a messenger RNA of Aspergillus sclerotioniger CBS 115572, 1088 nucleotides long. Its product is annotated as alpha/beta hydrolase family protein. The coding region runs from base 30 to 1088 and encodes 352 amino acids. The transcript has a single exon. NCBI's taxonomy places the organism in Eukaryota, Fungi, Ascomycota, Eurotiomycetes, Eurotiales, Aspergillaceae. The record is from RefSeq and is a predicted model, not a curated record. Gene Ontology annotation, molecular function: 1-alkyl-2-acetylglycerophosphocholine esterase activity.